Molecule: messenger RNA, 5958 nt
Organism: Oryzias latipes (Japanese medaka)
Lineage: Eukaryota; Metazoa; Chordata; Actinopteri; Beloniformes; Adrianichthyidae
Gene: unc93b1
Product: unc-93 homolog B1, TLR signaling regulator
Biological process (GO): intracellular protein transport; toll-like receptor signaling pathway; toll-like receptor 3 signaling pathway
Cellular component (GO): endosome; lysosome
Molecular function (GO): Toll-like receptor binding
Source: RefSeq, a predicted model, not a curated record
CCUGCGUAGUCAAUGGUCUGUACCUUUAAGAGAUAUAGCCAACAAGAAUGGGAAGUAGAAGACAACAAACUUUCGUUUCCUCGUGAAAGUUAUAUUUAUACCUGUUAAUGUUCAGAAGAAAGAAGAACCAACGACCAGAGGGACCGACGUGCUCUUCUUCAGCAUGAUGGAGGCAACAGAGCAGGAAGACCACAUUGCAGAUGCCGGCCAGUUUGUAGCGCCUCCUAACGGUGGAGUGAAUGAACUGCUGGAUAUGGGAGAAGACAACAUGCAGGGUCAGAUGGAGGAGUUUCUAGGUCCCCAGGCGCAGUACAAUGAGGAGGAGGAGGAAAGGAAAUACUACAGAAGAAAGAGGCUGGGGGUCAUCAAGAAUGUGGUUGCAGCCAGUUUGGGAGCCAUGAUGGUUUACAGCGUUUACAUGGGCCUACUGCAGAUGCAGCUCAUCCUUCAUUAUGACAUGACCUACAGAGAAGUGAAAUACAGUAACCUGGGCCUGGAAGACAUCGACAGGAAGAUGCUGAUGGGGAUCAAUGUUACUCCCAUCAUUGGCCUCCUGUACACCCCUGUCCUCAUCAGGUUUUUCGGUACUAAAUGGAUAAUGUUCCUGGCCUCUGGGAUCUAUGCUCUCUUUGUCUCAACCAACUACUGGGAGCGUUAUUACACGCUGGUACCUUCAGCUGUGGCCAUCGGUGUGGCCAUUGUCCCGCUUUGGGCAUCCUUGGGCAAUUACAUUACCAGGAUGGCGCAGCAGUACUACGAGUACGCCAACUACAAAGAGGAGCACGUGCAGGAGCAGAAGAAGCUUCCAAAGGGGGCGUGCCACAGCUACAUCAUCAUCUUUCAGUCUGUCUUCUACCUCAUCUUCAAUCUGAGUUUAGUCUUCGCUGAGCUUCCGAUGCGCCUCGUCCUCAACAGCCACCUGCAUGAGAACAAGUACAUCCUCGCUAACGUGAAAGUUUGCGGUGCAGAGAUCAGGGGAAUGAUCCCGGGCUUCAACACCACCGUGCUGACCAACCUUCCCCACUCCAUGCUGCUCAUCAAGGUGGAGAGUGUCCUCAUGGGCUUCGCCCUUCUUGCCAUGAUCAUUUUCCUUGUGCUUUGUGGCCCCGCCUAUCGCCCAACGGAGGAGAUUGACCUUCGAAGCAUUGGCUGGGGUAACAUCUUUCAGCUGCCCUUUAAACACCUGAGAGACUACCGCCUGCGGCUGCUCUGCCCCUUUUUUAUCUACAGUGGAUUAGAAGUGCUGUUCGCCAUCACAGGAUUCUCCCUGUCAUAUGGCGUCUGCAUUCUGGGCCUGAAGAAGCUGUGGCUCCUCAUCGUUGUCUACGGCCUCUCCAGCUCCGUGUUCUCCUCCCUCUCUCUUUUCCUGCUGCGCCUCCCUCGUUGGCUGUGUCUGCUUGGAGGUGCUGCAGUGCAUGCAGUGCUAAUUAUUGCCCUUCUGGCGUUUUCUUCCAAACCUGACCAACCAGAGUAUUUGGGGCCCCUGCUGGUGAUUUCUGUGCUGUGGGGACUCGGCACUGCUCUGAACAAGACGGGAGUAAGCAUUCUUCUUGGUAUGUUGUAUGCUGAGGAAAAGGAGCGGCUGGACUUCAUCUACACCAUCUAUCACUGGUGGCAAGCCAUUGCCAUCUUCAUCGUCUACCUCUGGUCUGGCCUGCCUAUGAGGGCCAAACUCUCUAUCCUGCUGGCCACAUUACUGCUGUCCUGCUAUUGCUACUGUGUGAUGGAGCGUCGGAUGGCCAAGAAAGUUCAGCACAGACUGCCUCGCAUUCCUCGCCCACGACACAAGGUAAAAGGCUACCGUUACCUGGAAGAGGACAACUCAGAUGAAUCUGAUUCAGAGAAAAGUGUGGAAGAGGAGAAUGAUGAAAACAUUGAAGAGAUGCCAUCAGCAGAUGGGGAGGAAGAGGAACAGGAUGCUGGGACAGAGGGAGCUGACUCACCCAGAGUCUGGAGGAGAGGGGCCAGGGGUCAACAGCACAGAUGGGAAGAUGGCCACCUCCAGGGGGCCGAGGAAGAGGAGAAGCAAGUAGUAGAAUAAAACAUGGAUGUGAUGGGAAGACAAGUCUAUGAGAACUGCAGGAUGCCGAUGAUUUGAAUGUUUUCUUUUCUUUUUUUUCUUUUGCACUGAAUAGAGAACAUUUGGCUUUAUUUUUACCCAAAAAAUACAAAUUUUGUAUUUAUAAGAAUAAUCGCUUUAGCAACAACAUACAAAAGGACAUUUAUGAUAUUCCUCUGAACAGUUACAGAGGAAUUUUAAAUAUUCCCGCUAAACUCUGUCAGGAUUUAUCAAAACCACAAGGAAAACUGGAGAAUAUGAAGCCAUUGUAAUGAAGCUAAAAUAGGGGAAAUAUGAUCAUUUCUUCACACUGUAGUUAAAAGACCUGCAACUGCAUUUUGUACCAGCUGGAGUUGAGCAAUGGCCCCACAAACAGGGAAGUGCAAUACUCCAGCCUGGUGGAAACAAAGGUGUAGAUCACUGAAUUAAAAUUCUACAAAAAAAAGGACUUGGUCUCCCUCAUGCCAGCUGCCUUAAGUAAAAAAAAAUUGACAUGACAACCAUUGAUAUGAGAACUGAUGCAAGUGAGUGUGACGUCACCCAUAGAAAUGCCGUACUUCCAGCUCCAACAAAAUGACGGCAAUUCAGUUACUAUGGUUUCACGAUACGGCAUGUUGGAGCCAGACAACGUCAAUAAAACCUUGGUCCAAGUCAUCAUUUCUAUGGCACGCAUUCUGCCCAAUCAGGAGUACGUUUGUUGGAAGUCCACACCCCUUCCACUUAAAAGUGGGCUUGGGAGUAUUUGGCAAGAAUGGGGGAGCCUAUUUCUUUUUUUGUGUCCCUAAACUUUCAGUUCAGUGUCCACCUUCACCUCUAAAUUAGUUACAUGAAGUUCCGCGUUUUUAUUUAAAGAACCUAGAUUGGCAGGGAGGGACCCAAAGAACCAUCACUUCUGUUUUACUGUCAUUGAGGUGUGAAAAUGUUCACUUUGAAAGAUUCUUUAUAUAGUGCGUUAACUGGUGACACUGAUGAUGUAGAGCCUCCAGGGAAUCGUAAAGGGGAUCUACCUUUGUUCUCACUUCAGGUUUCACAGCGAAUCCACUUCCCCAACAUAAGACAUUACAUAACAGAUUUGCUUUUCACAUUAAGGGCUCCAAACGCUUUGAAAACUGCAGUAAGGUGUUUAGUUUAAAGAAAAAAAGUGGUCUGGUAUUUCCUUUUAUUUUUUAGGUCGAUAUAAAAGUGUCUUUGAAAUGCUGUUGGAAUAAAAAAAAAGACACAGAACUCUUUUGGAGACCAGUGAUGUGGUCUGGUUUUCCCCGCUCUUAACAGAGCCACCUGUUGAUUCUUAAAGGCAAUGAAUAGUGGAAGGAAAAAUACUGGAGAAAUGGACAAAAGCUGUUUUCCUGGUUCCUGCAGAUUAUUGGUUGUUGCAUUUCAAGCAAAGAGCUUGAACUUCAACUGAGCAAAUAUCCAAAACUGUGUCAGAAGGAUUAACAAUUUUUUUUCUUUUGCAUUUGUUAAAUUUCAGUUCUUAACGCGUGCACCUUUUUCUGAUAAUCCAAAGCAGAAAUGAUGCCCAAGAUGUGGUCUUGCAUGUAUGUUUACAAAUCUUGAAUCUCUAGUUCCAUAGAGUUACGCCCCUGAAAUAUCUCAACUUACAGGGGCCAUAUGUUACAUGGUGCAAAAACAUUCUUUUAAAAAAAACUUAUGUUCAUGCCAACUUUUUCUAAAAGCUAUGACAUAAAUUCAAAAUUCAUUGUCAUCAGGCUAACCUAGCUGCACAACAUGCUCUGUUCAUUCCAAUAGUUUGAUGAAUCUUUGUGUUUAAUGAACUAUAAAAUUGUGUCUAGCUCUCAUCAAAAUUUGCCCUUUAGGGGGUUCGAUGGUGGGCCUUGAGGCACGGAAAGGGUUGUUCUUAUCGGGGCAAAAUGUUGAGAGUAAUGUGGUUGUAUGAAAAUGAGAAGAGUCACAUGACUUACUGACUCACUGAUUUGGCCAUUACCCCCAAUAUGAGCACUUCAACCUAACAAAAGCUUGUUGCAGACACAACCUCUUUAGUAAACACGCACAUGGUCUGUUGUGGUUUGUUUAGAAUAAAGCUGUCCAGUCCACAGGUCUGACGCAAAGUAUUUUUAUAUAUGUGAGAACCAUGUUUACCUGAGGCUUUAUUUGGAAAGAAAGCUGUUGUUCCCAUAGAUGAGGCACUAGAAGAGCAUCAGUACUUCUUUGUAGUCAUUCAUAAAAUUGCACAGCACAGAGCUGAGAGGGGAAGCAUGCAGAGACUAAAAAUAGUUGAAGUUGUGUGCUUGAAUCCAGAUUUUGAAUCCAGAUGAAGGUGACCUGAUCAGUGCUCUUGGUGGUUAUAUGUUGGCGCCAGGGUUCGACAGCAGAGCCACAUCAGUGUGUGAAUGUGGGUAUGCAUGGGGGAAUGGGACUGUGACUGUAAAGCGCUUUACGCCUUAAUGGAAGGUAUAAAAGCGCUACAUCAGGGGUGAUGAGCUUCAUCCAGUGUGGGCCCUUGGGUGAGAUCCUUCACGCUGCUGCCUAACUGUGUAACCACAAGCUGGCCAUGAGGGUGGGUCUUCCUCUGCUGGUUCUCAGCCCGGAUAAAAUGCAGGGUUGUGUCAGGAAGGGCACCCGGUAUAAAAUCUCUGCCAAACCACCUGUGCGAACCAAUGAAAGCAAAUUUGCGUUGGCGACGCCUGAAGGGAAACACCGAAAGGGAAGAAUUGAUUUUUGGUCAGUCACAGGAAAAGAAAUUCAGGAUUGUUAGCAUCCAGACACUUAUUAAGUCAUUUAUCCCCCAUCUCCACAGAGAAUUGUGGAUUUUUUAGCCCCUGCAGGUCAAAAUGGUCAAAAAAGGGUGAAGUUAAGGAGUCCCUGAAAGCAAAGGGAUGGAUGCCACUAGAUUUGAUGGAAGCUAUGGAGAGUACCCACAUUGAAGGGGGUGUGAAUCCUGAAAAUAAAGCUAAUAGCUGUGAGGAAUGAUGAUGAUGAUUGAUUGUUUGGGCAAUGUCACAGAUUGUGUAGUGUCCAAACCUCAACCUCCUCCUGGUCCUAAUUACAGAGGGGACACUGACUGACAUGCCUUUUGGUUUAUGAACUCAGGAUGUCAACUAGGACCACUGUUAAAUAUUUAAAACUCAUUUAGGUUGCUGUAAGCUGUAAGAGCAUCAGUGAUCAUCUUUAACCCCAUUGUAUUUGUUGUUAUUGGCGCGGUGGGAGGUAAUGGGAGGCUCUACAAGGUGUCGCUGUCCUCAAAAGGCUGAAUGAUUGCUGGGUUGAUCCAUUUUUUCAAAUAAAUAAAAAUUUCCUAGUAAAACUGUUUUUUUUUUUGUUGUUUUGCUUACAAGAUUGUGUUUUAUUUUCAUGAUUAGUGUUUGUAUGUUGUAUAAUUGUGGCUAAUGAGCUUUUAUAAAAACUGGUUGCUUUAGAUUUCUCGACUGGUCAUGUGGGUUUGAUGACAUACCAGGAAUGAAAAGUUUAAACAAACCACAGCUGCAGAAUAUAAGGAUUUGGAUACAUUUUAAAGAAUGUUUUCAUGCUAUAAAUGUCAGUAUUUCUGUUUUCAGUGCUCUUGUGCUGCUUCCUGAAGCAAUUGACCUUCACUGUUGUAACUAUUGUCUUGCCAGCUCCUGAUGAUGUUGCUGUGACUUACUCUGGAUGUUUGCUGUGUUCCAGUAAAAUAUGUUGGAGAUUUGUUUUCAGUUUGUUAUCCUCAGGCUAAUAUAUUUCAUUCUGGUCUUGGACAAACCUGGACUGUAAACGUAUGCAAGGCGAUUCAUAGAAUCAUACAGCAGCGACAUACUUUUCAAUUACUUUAGUGCUGUUUCUCUCUCUAUUGGUGCCCUGCAGAAGAUUUAUAUUUUAUUUUGGACCAAACUGUAAAAAUCGAAAGAAUUUUUCUUCGAUGUAUUUACAAAAUGAUGAAAAAAUAAAGCCAACAACUAAUCAAC